Molecule: messenger RNA, 300 nt
Organism: Trypanosoma grayi
Lineage: Eukaryota; Euglenozoa; Kinetoplastea; Trypanosomatida; Trypanosomatidae
Exons: 1
Coding region: 1-300 (99 amino acids)
Biological process (GO): iron-sulfur cluster assembly
Cellular component (GO): mitochondrion; L-cysteine desulfurase complex
Source: RefSeq, a predicted model, not a curated record
AUGUCCACCUCCGUCCAACACUCGAUGGGGCGGCUGCGCACCAAGAUGCUGCGCGCCGCCAAGACGUUCCCGGACUACAACUUCCGCAGCUACUUCCUGCAGCAUGUGCGCGACCAAUUCACCGCGAUGGAGCGGUGGAGCGUCGACGAGCAGCGCCGCUUCCUGCAGCAGGAGGGCCGCAACAAACUCAACGAGAUGCGCCGCAUGGCGCUCGUAAACCGGCUCUACGCGACGCGUCCGGUCGUCCUCGACAAACGCGCUGUGCCGCACAAAACCGGCAGCGCCGGUACGAAGGAGUAG